Eruca vesicaria subsp. sativa (arugula) is the source of this 3283-nucleotide messenger RNA. NCBI's taxonomy places the organism in Eukaryota, Viridiplantae, Streptophyta, Magnoliopsida, Brassicales, Brassicaceae. The record is from the annotation of a GenBank genome assembly.
GAAAACUAAAAAUUACAGAUUUUAGGAGAGACUCAUAUAUAAACGACCGCCUAAAGUUAAAAACUUUUAAAAAAUUUAAUAAAAAUUUCUGUGGUUCCGGUCACCGCAACUCUGUCAUCAUCUUCUUCCUCCUCAUCAUCUACCCAUCUGAAAAUCUGCUCCUCUCCGCAAAAUCUCGAUCUGUAGACCAAAAGGGUGAUUCUUGUUUAUGUUUGUAAAUUGCAAAGAUUCGAUCUUUUUGUGUGUAGAUUUGUGUAUGUGAAGUCAGAUUCAGUUUUUGUCUUUCUGUGAUCUAUUUUGGGAGGAGGGUUUUGUCCCCUCGUCUUUGUUUUGUUAAAUUUAUAUCGAAAGGACCCGACUUUAUCGAGCUUCCUUGUCUCCCAAAAUGGCUGCGUCAGAGAGAUCGAUAAACCCACCAGUCGACAUGUCUUCUUCCUUCCUUCAAAAGUUCAGGCUCUACGAGACUCGCUCGAACUUUUAUAUGAUUGGGAGAGAUAAAAACCGAACCUGUUGGAGGGUUUUAAAGUUAGAUAGGACAGAUCCGACAGAACUCAACUUCUACGAAGAUUCAACGGCUUACACAGAAGCUGAAUGUUUCGAGACUUUGAGAAGGAUACACGAAGGAAACAGAUCUUCUGGUGGUUUGAAAUUUGUCACCACUUGCUAUGGGAUCAUUGGAUUCGUAAGGUUCUUGGGGCCUUAUUACAUGCUGAUAAUCACUAAAAGAAGGAAGCUUGGUGAGAUCUGUGGGCACACAGUUUAUGGUGUAGCGAAGAGCAAGAUUAUUACGAUCCCACAUGCUUCUGUGCUAUCCAAUGUGGCUUAUUCUAAGAACGAGAAAAGGUACAAGAGGCUUCUCUGCACUGUUGAUCUCACAAAGGACUUCUUCUUUAGCUAUUCCUACCACAUCAUGCAUUCACUUCAGAGCAAUCUGUCAAACAAUGUGGAAGGACACACUUACUAUGAAUCAAUGUUCGUCUGGAAUGAUUACUUAACUAGACGGAUUCGGAAUAACGCUAAGGACUGUAUGUGGACAGUUGCCCUUGUAUAUGGUUUCUUCAAACAGGUUAAACUAUCAGUUUCUGAGAAGAACUUUAGAUUGACUCUAAUAUCGCGACGAUCUAGGCAUUAUGCUGGCACAAGAUAUCUGAAACGUGGUGUGAACGAGAAAGGCAGGGUAGCUAAUGAUGUUGAGACAGAACAGAUUGUUUUCGAGGAAGCUCAAGAUGGUAACCCUGUCCGAUUAAGUUCUGUAGUUCAGAACCGUGGUUCGAUUCCUUUGUUCUGGUCUCAGGAGACCUCACGCUUGAACAUCAGACCUGAUAUUAUAUUGUCAGCGAAAGACCCUAGCUACGAGGCAACGAGGCUGCAUUUUGAAAAUCUUGCAAAGAGAUAUGGGAAUCCAAUCAUCAUACUGAACUUGAUAAAGACACGUGAAAAGAGGCCUAGAGAGACUAUUCUGCGUGCAGAGUUUGCAAAUGCUAUUAAAGUUAUAAAUAAAGGAUUAAGCAAGGAGGAGCGUCUAAGGCCUCUUCACUGGGAUCUGAAUAAACACUCCAGAAAAAAGGGCACAAACGUGUUGGCGAUUCUCGACAGGUUGGCUACUUACGCACUGAACUUGACUGGUAUCUUCUACUGUCAGCUAACUUCAGAUGGGUUUCAGAACCAGAAUCAAUCCACCAUGGAGAACAACAUUGGUGAAUGUUCUACUAAUAAUCUUCCUAGUAAAGAUGCAACUGCAUCAGAUUCAGCAGUGGAGAAUGGUAAUGAUAGUAAAGAUGCAAAGGAGGAUCAACUCAAGGAAGCAACCACCAUGCUUCAGAAAGGAAUCCUGAGGACCAACUGCAUAGACUGUUUAGAUCGCACCAACGUUGCUCAGUAUGCAUAUGGUUUGGUAGCAUUUGGGCGUCAACUCCAUGCUUUAGGAAUGACAGAGUCUACUACUAUUGAUUUAGAUAAUCCCCUCGCUGAAGAUUUGAUGGGGAUAUAUGAGACAAUGGGAGAUACGCUUGCGCUUCAGUAUGGAGGAUCUGCAGCACACAACAAGAUAUUUUGUGAAAGGCGUGGUCAAUGGAAAGCAGCCACUCAGUCACAGGAGUUAUUCAGAACUUUACAGCGUUACUACAGUAACGCUUACAUGGAUGCUGAAAAGCAAGACGCCAUUAACUUGUUCUUGGGAUACUUUCAGCCACAGCAAGAUAAGCCAGCGCUGUGGGAAUUGGGUUCUGAUCAGCAUUACAAUGCAGCAAGGUUUCUUGCUAGUUCUGUACCGGAAAACUCAAGGGCUACGAUGAAACGAUCUCUAUCAGAAAGUAGCAUACUUAGCGAGGGAAGUACAGCUGCUAGACAUGGUUUAGCUGAAAAUGAUGAAGAAGGUAAAGGUCUUUCAGAUUCAGCACCAGAGAUCUCAACGUCUGAAACUGCCAUGAUUGCUGCUAGUUUGAGUGCUCCACCACCGACGUUGGAGGAAAUAGGUUUAGAUGAGAUACUUGAAAACGAUUGCUUGUGCAAUGAUGACCAUGGUGACCAAUGUACAUGUUCAGCUUUUGAUAUGGAUUGGGUUUCUUCUUCAGGAAACUCUUGUGAAGAUGAGAGUUACGGAAGAUCCACAGUGGUUAGAUCCUUCGAAACCAUCCCUGAAAGUACAAAAAUAGAGUCAGAAAUCCGUGUGAUUGAAUCUUGUGCCAGCAACACAAAGAAAGAUGAAAUAACUGUGAAUGAAGAAGCCAUUGCUGGGAUUCCUCAAAGUUAUGUGAGGUGGGUGAUGAAUGAAGAAGACGGACAUUUCUGGUGAGACUUAAGCUGUUCAUGAUUUCUACAGGAAGAAGAAAAAAAACAUAUACACCUUUGAGUGCUGAUGAAGAAAGAAACGUAUGAGAAGAAGAAAAAAUAACUGAAAAAAGAAAAACUAACCGCCGCUAAUUUAUUAAUCAACAUUCAAAGAAGAAAAAGGUGAAAAGGUAAACAAGAAAAAAGAAAAGAGAGAGGAGAGGGUAAAACAAACUUGUAUAUAAUUUUACUGAAAGUCAUGAUCGUUGAUGAACAUAACUCAGGAUCUUUUGUUGGUUUUAACUUUUUUUUGACAUUUUAAUUUAUUUGGGGGUGGGGGACUCUGAUUCCGAAUGCAAUAAAACAGAGAGGAUGUUCAUGAAUAGUCUUCUAUAUAAAUUUGUUAGUUGCUAUACAACAGAGUCAAGUUUGCGACAUUUUUGGUCUAUAACGUGUACGUCAAGACACACUGCACUAUCAUAUUAUCAGUCUUUUGUGUAAAUCGACAUCUAAG